Neltuma alba is the source of this 1488-nucleotide messenger RNA. RefSeq names its product chlorophyllase-1. The transcript is spliced from 2 exons. NCBI's taxonomy places the organism in Eukaryota, Viridiplantae, Streptophyta, Magnoliopsida, Fabales, Fabaceae. Bases 366 to 1304 code for a protein of 312 amino acids. Gene Ontology annotation, molecular function: chlorophyllase activity. Gene Ontology annotation, biological process: chlorophyll catabolic process. The record is from RefSeq and is a predicted model, not a curated record.
GUCCUUUUUGGUAGCUGGGACAGUUGGGAUAAAAAUGCUAUGAUAUAAAACUUUUAAGAUAUAUAAAAAUGGUCUGAAACCAAGAGAUUAAAAAUCAAUAGGUCGACCAUAAACUUGUGUCUUACACUCUGGUACUGAAAACGAAACCUCUGAAAGUGUCGUAUAUGUCACCAAUAAAAUCCAAGGCUCGUACGCCGUGUUCAUCGCACAAAACAGAAUGCCACUUAAUGACGUACGAGGCAUUCACAUCAUAGACGUAGCUUUAAAUCUUAAACUCAGAUAAGCCUGCAGCAACGCCACUCACUCCCGUCCCCCUUCACUUCACGCUUACGCACACAGCGCUUCUCUCCUCCAGAUCCAGAACAAUGGCGUCGUUGGAAGCUCAGCCAGUUGCGGCCACCACAAACGUCUUUCAACCUGGGGGCGUCGAGUGCAAGAAAUUCAAAGUUGAUUCCUCACCCCCAAAACCGUUACUAAUCUUCACGCCGAUCGUGGCCGGCGAAUACCCAGUAAUCUUGUUUUGCCAUGGUUUCGCCCUCCCCCGCAGCUUCUACUCAGAUCUCCUCCACCACAUAGCCUCUCAUGGAUACAUAGUCGUCGCUCCUCAGUUCUGUGUGAUCUACGAAUGGAUGCCUAUGUUGCCAUAUUGUGAGAUUAAGUGCGCGGGACAAGUAGCUGACUGGAUAGCCGAAAAGCUUCAGUCUCUGCUUCCUGAGAACGUGAUAGCAAACGUAGGCAAAUUUGUUAUGGCAGGGCACAGUAGGGGUGGGAAGACGGCGUUUGCAGUCGCUCUCGGCUAUGCCAAAACCAAGCUCAGCAUCUCAGCGCUAGUUGGUGUAGACCCUGUGGCUGGGGCCAACAAGUAUUGCAGAACGUCUCCUUGGAUCCUCAAUGGCAAGCCCGGGUCUUUCAAGCUGAGCAUGCCCGUUGCUAUAAUUGGGACGGGCUUGGGCCCAGAAAAAGCCGAUUAUUGUUGUUCCAAACCCUGUGCUCCUGAGGGUGUGAAUCAUAAGAAUUUCUUCUUGGACAGCAAUCCUCCUUGUGCUUAUUUUGUGGCCAAGGAGUACGGUCACAUGGACAUGUUAAAUGACAACCUAGAAGGAGUUCUCGGGGAUGUGGCGAACUGUUUGUGUAAGAAUGGGACGGGUCAUAAGGACUGCAUGAGAAGAACGGUCGGUGGCUUGAUCGUUGCCUUCUUGAGGGCUCAUUUGGACCUGCACACUCACGAUCUGGACGCCAUUGUUGCCAACCCUAGUCUUGCUCCUGCCACGCUCGAUCCUGCUAAGUAUAUAAAAGCACCCUAAAGGACUGAUGAGGCACUUAAGUCCUUCCUUGUUCUCUUGUCUUUUUCAAAUUUUAAAUUCCUGAGGUUUGAAUGUAUCUAAUCUUUAAAAUUUUAGCAUCUGGUGGCGGUGUCUUUUUCCAUAAGCUAAGUUUUCAAGUGUUCUCUGCGAAUAAAUUAAUUAGUAUGAGAUUCUCAAACAGUGU